Messenger RNA from Microthlaspi erraticum, 243 nucleotides. Lineage: Eukaryota; Viridiplantae; Streptophyta; Magnoliopsida; Brassicales; Brassicaceae. The record is from the annotation of a GenBank genome assembly.
AUGUCUUUCUCAAACUCCCCAUCAACACCUGAUCAGAGACUCAAAACCAUAGUUGUAGCCAUGACGACGGAGAAGAAGACAAUGAACAAUCCGAAACGAAGUUCUCUUGAAGAGGUUGUGUUUGAAAAUAUGAUCCCUAUUGAGAGGCCUAGUUUCGGAUUAGGUGUUUUCCGAACAGAAAUAACUGAAGAAUCUGGAGCCAAGCUCUUGCCCUGGACAAGGCUCUACGAUGAAGUCGUAUGA